CCGACACUGCCCCGCACUCUCACUUAACCUCCACUCAGUGCCGGACGGGAAGAUAACUUAAAGUAGUUUUUUUUAUUUUGAAGUAGACCCUCCUCCUCGCUCACCGUCGCCCUUGACAACGACGCCGACGCGUCUUAUUCAACUUUCAGCGCAAACAGAGGAGUUACUCAAGUCCCGGAGCCGCUCCAGCGAUGGUGACUUUACGCACGGGAUCUGAAGGCUGCUCCAACUGACCGCUCUUGUUUUUCUCCUCCUCGCUGAAACUCUUCCUCAUCGCCCGCAACGAUCUCCAAGUUUGUGUGUGUGUGUUUUUUUUUUGUGCCGGAAAACAACGCAGCGAAUGCCCAGUCAGUGAAUCCAGGUAACGUUCAUGAAUUUCAAAGCCAGCUGCAAGUGAGAAGAGGGUGUCGGAGUUGAACUCUCUUAUUUCUAACGAUGUCUUCCAUGCGAGGAACACCUCCCUUUCAGCCACAGUCUGAGGAGGAGGACGCGAUGGGUCAUGACCACGCGGCAUGGACCAGCGAGGAGCGAGAAGGCCCGAAGGAGACGCCGUCUCCCUCCUCGCAUGAGCGACCCCACCCAGACGAGCUGCAGCCAAUCCGGGAGAAGCUUACUGAGUCGGACUGGGGGAGCAUGGUGCCUGCUGUGGUGGACAACGAGAGCAGUAAAGGCUGCUCGCUCUACUCCUACCGGACCAACUCCACCUCUCCGCCCAAGCCGGAGGAGGGCUCCAGGGACCGCGGGGAGCCGAUGAUCGGCCUCGUCUUCGGGACGCCGGAGCGCCGCAAGGGGAGCCUGGCAGAUGUGGUGGACACGCUGAAGCAGAAGAAACUGGUGGAGCUGACCAAGACGGAACAAGACGAGCCAACUUGCAUGGAGGGGCUCCUCUCAAAGGACUGGAAGGAGCACGUUGACCGCCUCCAUGCCGACCAACUGCUCAGGGAGGUCAAAGGUACGCCGGAGUCGCUGGAGGAAAAGGAGCACCAACUUUCCACCAUGAUCGGUCAGCUGAUCGGCCUGAGAGAGCAGCUCCUCUCCGCCCACGAUGAGCAGAAAAAGAUGGCCGCCUCACAGCUGGAGAAGCAGAGGCAACAGAUGGAGCUGGCCAGGCAGCAGCAGGAGCAGGUGGGGGGUCUGAGUCACUCCUUCCAGCGGAAACUUUUAAAUCACAAGUGUCACCCGCGAAGACACUUAGAGUGUCGCGGUACAAAGGGACAGCGUCGGCAGCAGCUCCUGCAGCAGCAGCACAAGAUCAACAUUCUGCAACAACAGAUCCAGGUCCAGGGUCACAUGCCUCCUCUGAUGAUCCCGGUGUUUCCUCACGACCAGCGCUCUCUGGCUGCCGCCGCCCAGCAGGGCUUCCUCUUCCCGCCGGGCUUGUCCUACAAGCCGGGUGACAAUUACCCCAUGCAGUUCAUUCCAUCUACAAUGGCAGCUGCAGCGGCGUCCGGACUCAGCCCUUUGCAACUGCAGCAGCUGUAUGCCGCCCAGCUGGCGAGCAUGCAGAUGCCUCCUCUCCCGCAGGCCAACAACUCCUCUGGUCCCCUCUCCCCCUCCGCCCUGAAGAGCGAGAAGCGAGCAUCCAGUCCCAUGCCGAACAUUAAGGAGGAAGCGACCACGCAGCCGCUGAACCUCUCAGCCAGAACCAAGCAGGCGGAGCCUCUCCGCUCCCCGACUUCCCGGACGCACGGCCCGUAUUCCGGCAGCAAGUCCAGCCCGACCGGCGGGGGCAAGGGCCGCAUCCCCAGCCCCAUGGCCCACGUGAGCAGGAACCCCUCUAAAAACAUCCUGUCCCACCUCAAUUCACAGGGGCUCUUUGGGGACCAGCACCCCCUGUUUGAGGCCCUCCGGGAGGGCGCGAGAAUUAGGGAACAGAUCACGAGGGAGCAGCUCCACCACCAGCAGCACCCGCAGCACCCGGGGCAUCACAGCCUGGAGGCCAAGCUGUCCGCCCUCAGCAGCAUGAGCCUCAGCAACGGCAACAAGGAGCGGCUGCACUACGAGACGCUGAGCCAGCACCUGGGGAGGCUCGGGGAGGACGCUGGGAAGAUGGUGCAUCGAGUCAUCGACCUGACGAGACCAGAAGACCUGGACGGAAGCAGCAUCACGGAGGCCAGGGUGUUCAGGGAGGCACGGGGCAGGAGCAACGCCGAGCCCCACAUCAAGAGGCCCAUGAACGCCUUCAUGGUGUGGGCCAAAGACGAGCGGAGGAAGAUCCUGCAGACUUUCCCCGACAUGCACAACUCCAACAUCAGCAAGAUCCUGGGUUCUCGCUGGAAAGGCAUGACCAACCAGGAGAAGCAGCCGUACUACGAGGAGCAGGCCCGCCUGAGCAAGAUCCACCUGGAGAAGUAUCCCAACUACAAGUACAAGCCGCGGCCCAAGAGGACCUGCAUCAUCGACGGCAAGAAGCUGCGCAUCGGCGAGUACAAGCAGAUGAUGCGGUCGCGGCGCCAGGAGAUGAGGCAGUUCUUCGUGGGGCCUCAGCCCCCGAUGCCUCUCGGCAGCAGCCCCGGAGGAGUGGGAGUUUACCCCGGCGCAAUAUCCAUGGCAACCGCCACGACAUCCCCACACCUGACCUCAGACUGCUCCAGCAACUCAGCCAGCCCCGAACCGGCCAUCCCCGUCAUCCAGAGCACGUACGGGAUGAAGGCCGAGCCCGGGGGCGGCAAUGGCGGCGGGGUCGGAGCCUUGGAGCUGCAGAGCGACCCCGCCAACGGAGACGACGACAUGGACAUGUACGAGGACUUUGAGGACGAGCCCAAGUCGGACUAUAGUAGCGACCACGAGACACGGGAGGCCCUCAGUACCAACUGAGAGGAGAAGAAGAAAAUAAAACCCCUGUUAUACUCAGAGGCACUUUUAAAAAAAAAUGUUUAUUAAAGUCCUUGAGGGCCACCUAUCGGGACGCGAACGCAGCGGACAUGCCGGGACAGCCAUCGGACGGCGUCUCGACAGACGGACGACGAACAACGUGACCCAAGAACAAAAAGAAAAGACAUCUUCAGACAUCCGACUGACACAGACCUUCAGGUUCCUUCGCCGUGACAAUCUUAACAGUUCCAGGACAGAAAGCAGAUGAGAGAGAGAUUGGGACGAAGGACAGACGAGCGAGGGACACAUUACUGUGUGGUUUGUAGAGAGUAUCGUGCAUGGAUUGAGAAACAUCGGGGAUUGGUCUUCAACAGCUAUUUGGUCUUAAUGUUUAAGGAGUGAUUUAGUUUUCGUCAUCAUGUAUUUACCUUUUUUGUGUUUUUGUUUCAUUGUUUUUUCUUCUAUAGACUUUGUUUCUGACAGGUCACUUGCCUGUACAAACUCUGGACUGUGGGAACUUGAAAUUUGAAAAGUUUUAAUAUAAAUCCUAGCUAUUGUAAUCUUAUAGUCUUAUCUUUGUUUCUUACACGGCGCAUCUACAUCUUGUUUUGCUGACAAACUGCUUAUAUUACAUUACUGUUUUCCCUUUUUUUAUAUCCCAGCUCAGGUAUGAUGUGCCAGAUGUGCUUGUGAAUGUGUUUUUUUUGUUUGUUUCUUUUCAUACAGAAAAAGUGGUAGGACUUUUCAGACUGUCAAUUAUCACAUCAUUAUUAUUAUUAUUAUUAUUAUUAUUAUUAUUAUUAUUAUAACUAAGUACCCAGGCAUUGUACAGAUUUAUUUCAAAUGUGCCAAACCUACACUCACAUUCAUUCGGGAUGUUGUAGUCUUAACUUCUAAUCCUGCAAAAAAAGUCUUAUUUAAUCAUCUUUUUUCUAACUGAUGAGAUUAAUUCCUACUUGGUAACUGCUGGCUUCCCUCCCGAGCCGAUCACAGGCCGAGCUCGGGGAGGAUGUGCUUUCAUCACGCUCGCUCAGUCGAAAUCACACGCGCACACACGCACGCACGCACGCACACACACACACACACACAUUGUGCUGUAGUUACGAAUGCUGACAUUACAUGUUGGAGUCUUAGAAGUGUCCCCACACUUUGUCCAUUCAGCGUCAUAGAAACGGGGACGAGCAGUAUCAGCAUCACCCCCCUGGAGAGAAAUACGCUGUGUGUUUUCAAUCGGUACAAAAUGUUACUGGUUUAUGAACCAGUUGAUAAUUGUAGAUCUCGUCUCAGCAUCACGUGGGAAAGAUAAACUAAAAUAAUGUUUAAAAAAAUUCAUAUGGUUCAAGAAAAUGAAAUGAAGGUUUAAGAGGUCUGUUAUUUCAAAAGGUACUUAUUUUCUAUACUGCAUCUAUAUUUUGAAGACGAGUAAAUUAUUAAGAGAAGAAUGGAGCAAUAAAGAGUACUGUGUCUUCUUUCCCUGAAGGCACAAUAUUUUGUCUUUGUCUCCUUUCCCCCAAAUCAAUUUUUAUCUCCAACAUUUUCACCUUCGACCUACGGAUGGUUUCCGAGUGCUCUCCUUACGUGUUACCUGUUUCCCACGUCUCCGUGUUUCUCCCCAUAACUCGCAGUGAAAAAAAGCCUCAUGCAAAGACAUUUCUGUUAUAGUGUCGUAAGCAUCCUAAGCACUGGAUAGAAAUUCUAUGUUUCUUUUGUUUUUUUAGUAUUGACUAAUGUGAAGUUGUUGUUUGAUUUUCAACAUGAUAAAUUAGAACAGUCAAAAGUCACAUGUGUGGGAAAAGCCUCGUGCGAGCUGGGCUCGAGGAAGUUGCCAUUUCUUUAGAAGCAUUUCAUCGAAGCGAGUCGCGAUGCUGCAGCUCUCGUGCCGCCUCAGUGGGGGUCACGUCGCCCCCCCCCCCCGGUCUCUUUAAAACCUCGUGCUCUUGACAGCUGUGACCUGCGGAAGCUGAACACACGUUUCCUGGUCGCAAUACUUUUUUUUUUUGUGAUGAGUAUUGUAUUUGAAAUUCAAUUGUGCGUUUUAACAUUUCAUUGUAUUUAUUAGCCGGCUUUGGCUCUAAAAGUGUCAGUACAACUUGGUGAGAAAGACAAUCAAAAAAAAUAAAUAAAUAAAAAGUAAAGCCUU
Messenger RNA from Gasterosteus aculeatus aculeatus (three-spined stickleback), 4954 nucleotides. NCBI's taxonomy places the organism in Eukaryota, Metazoa, Chordata, Actinopteri, Perciformes, Gasterosteidae. The record is from RefSeq and is a predicted model, not a curated record.